AUGGCGGCAAGAAAAAGGAGAGAGCUUUUUACUAUUUUGGAAACUAGCGCGGACACAGAAACUAAUACCGUCUCCGACGGUGAAGAGUGUCCGUUAAAUCUUUCAGUAGAUGUGAAGUGGUUCGAGAUUCCUUUUAGAAAGCCGGACUCGGACUCGGAGGAAGAAGAACUACAGGAGAACGAGGGGGAGACUGAAUUCAAAAGCACAGCGGCAGCAGACGAGACUGCGGACUCAGCCAGCUACAUCGCGGGAGGCGGUUGCAAUAUUAUUUUAGUCACUGGAAAUGGGAUCAAGCACGAAGAGUACGCUGAGGAGUACGCUGAGGAGUCCUAUUAUUCUACCUCCAAUAACUGCUCUGAAACAACGUCUACCGACUCGGACAUUGAUUUUUCUGAUUUAGAGGAGGAAGAACACUCGGGGUUAUUCAGUUCAGAUGAUCUUUUAGACGAAGACUGCACUUCUCCGGACUUCUGGGGAGAGCCCGAUCAGGUAAUAUCAAUUGAGCCAUUCACUGCUGUCAGUGGCCCUCAGCACUCGCUGGGGGAUGAUGCUGACACACUAGACUACUUCCGGUUGCUCUUCCCAGAUUCAUUGUUUGAACACAUGGUAGAACAAACAAACAACUACGCCCUCUAUAGGCAAAGGAGGAGUGGGAGAUCAGAUGCCCACUGGCAUCCCACUGACCUGAGGGAGAUGAGGGCUUAUAUAGGUCUGAACAUUCUCAUGGGCAUAAACCAACUCCCUGACUACGGCAUGUAUUGGGCCAGUGACAUAUUCAUAGGUAAUGCUGGCUUCAAAAAAACCAUGACGGCCCGCCGCUUCGAGAAGCUGAACCAAAACAUCCACCUGUGCGACCGUGAAUCGGAACCGACGCGCGGCGAACUGGGCUAUGACGGCCUUUACAAAAUCCGCCCCCUGCUGGACGUGGUGGAGAACACCAUGUGGGACUCAUACGCGCCCAACCGCUGCCUCACCAUCGACGAGUGUGCAAUCACCUCGAAAGGCCGCUUCUCGCCCACGCAAUACAUGCCCUCAAAGCCCUUGAGGAAGGGGCUGAAAGUGUGGAUGCUCUGCGACUCGCGCUCGGGCUACUGCCACCGUACACGUGUCUAUGUGGGCAAGCCGGGCGAGGAGGCGGCGCUUGGCGUAGCCCGCAAGGCGGUGACCUCCCUGGUGCGCGGCUUGGAGGCCAAGCACCACCACAUCUUCAUGGACAGCUUCUUCACCUCCGUGCCGCUGCUGCAGCGGCUCCUGCGAGACGGCCUGUACGCUUGCGGGCCCACCCAUCCGGCCCGCCGCGGCUAUCCGGACACCCUCAAGCCACGCAACGUGGGCAAGCUGGCGCCCGGCGAGUUCUACCAGUGCCAGCACGGCAACCUGGUGGCCACGGUGACACGAGAUGCCAAGGUGAUGAGCUGCCUGUCGACCAACUCGGCACCGGGCAUCGUGGGCAUCAGCCCCAGCAGGCAAAGGGACGGAGACAGUGACGGGGACAGCAGUGGCGGCGGUGGCGGCAUUGGCCCCUGCGGCAUGGGCCUGGGGGUGCCGCGGCCGCUGCCACUGCUGCUCUACCAGGAGAACAUGCGUGGCGUGGACCUAUGUGACCAGCUGCGGGAGUGCUACCAGGUGGGCCGGCCGUGCAAGAAGUGGUGGCGCUACUUCCUGUGGUUCUACGUCAACCUGUGCAUCGUCAACGCCUACGUGAUCCUGCGGGAGACGCGCAGCGGGGCGCCUCCGGCUGGCUUUAAUGGCAAGCAGUUCACCCAGCGGCACUUCCGCGUGCGCCUGGCCCAGCAGCUCAUCGGGGACUACCAGGGCGCGCGGGGUAUGGAGCGCGCCGCCCGCAAACGCCACGCAGACUCGCCCCUGGAGUACGGCCACCGGCUGGAGCGCAUGUCCGAGCGCUCGCGUCGCUGCCGGAACUGUACCAACAAGGGCCUACGGCAUGAAAGUGUGUUCGGCUGCAAGAUCUGCAAUGUGCACCUUUGCCGUGGAGGCUGCUUCUCGGAAUUCCAUAAAUAA
Alosa alosa (allis shad) is the source of this 2022-nucleotide messenger RNA. RefSeq names its product piggyBac transposable element-derived protein 4-like. The transcript has a single exon. The coding region runs from base 1 to 2022 and encodes 673 amino acids. The record is from RefSeq and is a predicted model, not a curated record. Lineage: Eukaryota; Metazoa; Chordata; Actinopteri; Clupeiformes; Clupeidae.